This is a messenger RNA of Triticum urartu, 876 nucleotides long. The record is from RefSeq and is a predicted model, not a curated record. NCBI's taxonomy places the organism in Eukaryota, Viridiplantae, Streptophyta, Magnoliopsida, Poales, Poaceae.
ACAACUAGCUUAUGCUUUUGUUUUUACAUCGCAGCGCCUAUCCCUCCAAUGCGAUACACCAAGAGGUGUGUAGAUCGUUUGAAACUCCAAGACACUGCAAACAUACUUACUGUCAAGAUAGUCUCCUCGGAUAAAGGCUUCCCAAUCGAUGUGUAUGGCACUAUCAUCGCUAGAGACAGCAUCGACCACAAGUGCAUGUACCUCUUUAACCGCACCGGGGACAAUUGCCAACCUAUCAAGUCAAGGGAUGAAAAUUUGAUCUUAACUGGCCCAGGUCGAGAUCUGGUAUUACUUGAUUUCAUAUAUCUGGAGAUAGAUCUUAAAAUCAAGGUUGGUGAAGAGCCUCUAAGCGAGCAAAUCAGCAAGGGUUUGCUUAUGAUUGAUGGACGAGUUCUGCCUAGAGACGAAAAGGUUGCUGUUGCACAUCAAACUCUUGAGAGCUGGUUUAGUGUUGUGGACGUGAGGUAUGCAACUCUUCUUAAUGCUAUCGAGGGUACGUUCGAGAUCAAGUUACUCGAGGGAAGUUUUUGUGGAAAGAUCGUGGCUGGCAUAGAGGGCAUUGAGCCUAGGAUUUCCCUGGUGGUGCUGCUGCUGCUACUAGAGAAUGGGAAGUUGAAUUCACACCAUGACACCGUGGUGAAGAGAAAAGGGAGAUCUCUUGUGAUCUGGUGGCAGCUGACUGUGGGGGUGAAAAACAUGGGAAGUAACACUGGAGGUGUUUCUGAUCCCCAUGCAUUUAACCUCUAUUCUAUCAAGCGGAUUGGGGACGAGCUUUCACACCAACUUGAGGCGGUGCCGAUGAAGUUGAUGCUACGUGAUGCUGAAGUGCUGAACUGGGGAGCUGCUGGCGAGGUGGUGCAAUACCAGUCUUUCUGA